AUGAUUUUGAGCCUGCUUUCUUCACGAAACGCCAUUCCGAGUCACUCUGUUCAGCAUUACUUGGAGACUAUUAAUCCCUACCUUACUAUAGUCCACCCGGAACUCUUCGCUUUACGGACCAAUAUUACCGGAUCUGACUCUUUUUCAGACCAAGAGCUUCAGGACCCUGCGACUACACUUCUGGUUGUAUGCAUGCAGCUAUUUUCCCAAAACGAUGAUUCAGCUAUCAAGGGUGAAGAAAAUACGAACAGGGCCGUCUAUCGGUCUGCUAAGCAAAUAUUGAGUGUCCUGCGAGCCAUUGAUAGUCCAAGUAUCGAGCUUAUCCAGUGUUCUAUCCUGCUCGCAUUCUACGAGUAUACGCACGAGGAUCUUGGGCGUGCCUACGUCAGUAUUGGAGAUGCUAACACCAUGGCUUUGAUUCUACACGUGGGCCCGGGGAAAUACCUUGAGGACGAGCGGGAAGCCUUGAUCCCCUACGAGGAAGAGGAAAGGCGCUGCGUUUACUGGAGUCUCUUUGUGCUCGAUCGGCUAGUCCAGACGGACUAUUCUCUUCUUCAUAUGCCGCACCAGAUACCACCUGCCGUUGUAGCUCUUCCCGCGGCCGAUAGCCUUCUACCUACGAACCAUUUACUCUGGUAUGACGAGGGCCAGUCGCCUUACUACAUCACUCAGCGAUACCCAGCAGAUACAGGUUUCUCGGUGCCUGUCGGGCCUUUUCAAAGGAAUUGUCAAUAUGCCAUGCUCUAUGCAGGAAAUUCUUUCCCUCAGUCGGAUUCGGGUCCAACGGCCUUUGAGCUGGGAAGUCAUACUGCCACCUCGGCCUCGGUGUUGCCUAUUAGUAUUUUAGACCUAUAG
Molecule: messenger RNA, 855 nt
Organism: Fusarium subglutinans
Lineage: Eukaryota; Fungi; Ascomycota; Sordariomycetes; Hypocreales; Nectriaceae
Exons: 1
Coding region: 1-855 (284 amino acids)
Biological process (GO): DNA-templated transcription
Cellular component (GO): nucleus
Molecular function (GO): DNA binding; zinc ion binding
Source: RefSeq, a predicted model, not a curated record